Molecule: messenger RNA, 2513 nt
Organism: Carya illinoinensis
Lineage: Eukaryota; Viridiplantae; Streptophyta; Magnoliopsida; Fagales; Juglandaceae
Product: serine/threonine protein phosphatase 2A 55 kDa regulatory subunit B beta isoform-like
Exons: 14
Coding region: 259-1803 (514 amino acids)
Biological process (GO): peptidyl-serine dephosphorylation
Cellular component (GO): cytosol; protein phosphatase type 2A complex
Molecular function (GO): protein phosphatase regulator activity; protein binding
Source: RefSeq, a predicted model, not a curated record
AGAGAGAGAGAGAGAGAGAGAGACAGAGUGAAGCUUCGUCUUCUUUUGAUUCCGUAUAUGUACGUGGGGGAGGACGACAAUGAAGGGCGGGAGUCGGGACUGCAUUUCCUGAAUCCGAGAGAUUCCCGUAAAAGCUGAGUCUCAGAUCGACUGAUUUAUGCAUUUGAGUUGAGUGUUUUCUUGCCGAUUUCACUGUCAAUUUGAUCCCUAUAAGGAAAAAAUAAAAAAGGAACAAGAGAGAGAGGGAAAGAGAGAGAUAUGCUCGGCGGAGGCGAGGGAACGGCGGCGGGUGCGCCCCAGCAGCUGGAAUGGAAAUUCUCGCAAGUUUUUGGCGAACGGGCGGCCGGGGAAGAAGUUCAGGAAGUUGAUAUAAUUUCUGCUAUUGAAUUUGAUAGAACUGGGAACCAUUUAGCUACUGGAGAUCGUGGGGGGCGGGUGGUUUUAUUUGAGAGAAUUGAUACGAAGGAUCACGGUGGAAAUCGCAUGGAUCUAGAGAGGAUGGAUUGUUCAAUCAAUAGGCAUCCUGAGUUCCGCUAUAAAACUGAGUUUCAGAGCCAUGAACCUGAGUUCGACUAUCUUAAGAGCUUGGAAAUUGAGGAGAAAAUCAACAAGAUCAGAUGGUGCCAGACAGCGAAUGGCGCUCUGUUUCUUCUCUCCACCAAUGAUAAAACGAUAAAAUUUUGGAAGGUCCAAGAGAAGAAGGUCAAGAAAGUAUGUGACUUGAACGGUGAUCUUUCAGGAGCUAUAGGAAAUGGCCCGGUUGUUUGUUCUAGUACAUCAACAAGCUCCAAACCGUGCAUGGAGAAUGGAGGAUGUAAUGGGAACCCCUUCAGUUAUUCAAGCAACAAUACUUCACUCCCAGCUGGGGGUAUCCCAUCCUUGCGUCUGCCUGUGGUAGGAAACAGUAAUGAGACAAGCCUUGCAGCUAAAUGUCGAAGAAUCUAUGCUCAUGCACAUGAUUAUCAUAUCAAUUCUAUUUCAAAUAACAGUGAUGGUGAAACUUUUAUCUCAGCGGAUGAUUUGCGAAUAAACCUUUGGAACUUAGAAAUUAGUAAUCAAAGUUUCAAUAUCGUUGAUGUGAAGCCCGCAAAUAUGGAAGAUCUGACCGAGGUGAUAACGUCAGCAGAGUUUCACCCUACUCAAUGUAAUAUGUUAGCAUACAGUAGCUCUAGGGGCUCGAUCCGUCUUAUUGAUAUGCGGCAAUCAGCUCUGUGUGAUACUCAUAGCAAAUUGUUUGAAGAACAGGAAGUGCCUGGUACAAGGUCUUUUUUCACCGAGAUAAUUGCGUCAAUUUCAGAUAUUAAGUUUGCAAAAGAUGGAAGAUAUAUCCUUAGUCGAGACUACAUGACUCUUAAGCUGUGGGAUGUAAAUAUGGAUAGCGGCCCAGUUGCAACUUUUCAGGUUCAUGAAUAUUUAAGACCUAAGCUGUGUGAUUUAUAUGAAAAUGAUUCUAUCUUCGACAAAUUUGAGUGCUGUCUAAGUGGAGAUGGAAUUCGUGUUGCAACAGGUUCCUACAGCAAUAUGUUUCGUGUGUUUGGUUGUUCUGGAGGGAGCACUGAAGCAACAACAUUGGAGGCUAGCAAAAGCCCUAUGAGGAGACAAGUUCAAACACCAUCAAGGCCUUCUAAAUCUCUGGGCACACUUCCCCGAGUUCUCAGGCGAGGAGGAGCUGAUGCCUCUGGAGUUGAUGCGAAUGGAAGUUCAUUUGAUUUCACUACAAAGUUGCUACACCUAGCAUGGCACCCGACUGAGAACUCGCUUGCCUGUGCUGCUUCAAAUAGCCUUUACAUGUAUUAUGCCUAAAGAUGGUACUGGAAGAAAGACUGUUUGCCAGACAAAGCUCUUCUGGUUGCUUUGGCAAAUGCUGCUUUGCCUUGCUCCCCAACCAGUAAUGUUGAAGCUGCACCCUUUUUUUCAGAAUACCUGACCCUAAUAACCCUUGCCUUUCUCCAACCCUAGGAUUCCUAUCUACAAUGUGGAAAUUUUCGAAGUAACUAACCUUUUGCUCCUGGCUAGCUUGGCUUUGCUGUUUCUCGAUAGGCCGAAGAAAAUGUGAGUUGCAUUUCUGCAACGGAAACGAAGUGCGAGAAGAUGCCCGUGCUUAUAGGUUUCACAUCGAUGUGGGUCCUAAACUGAAGCUAGGAGAUGGAAAUAAUAUGGGGCAUCGAUUCUUAUUUCAACCUGGGGGCUUCAACCUUGUAUUAUCUGAAAUUAAAAUUAUAGGCUUCUGAAAAUUUAUCAUGAUUAUUGCUGUCAUAUUUUCUAACCAUUCUUUCUCCUCUUUCAGAAUAUGCUUGAUUUGUUGUGAUAUUUGCCAUAUUGUAAUAGUGACUUAGGAUAGAUCACCUCAUCCGAUGCAGUUUUCCAACCCAAGCAUGUGGGGUUUGACAGAUCUAGUUUUCUAAGGCCUUUACAUUGUAAAAUCAAGGGUUUCUUUUGUUUGGUAUGGUUGGUUCUAUCUUCAUGCAUUCAUGUUUUUUAAAUAAAUGGUUGAAAAAACUUUUCAUUGUUUU